GACCGAAUGUGGGGUCAGAGCCAAAGUGUGCGACUGGUUGCUCGGUUACUACAUUCACUGCGUUUUGUGUGGAAACUGAAGCCAUUGCCGGAACGUUUUGUUUGCUGCAAGUUACCGGAAACCAAAUGCAGUGAAUCUCGACAUUGUGAAGAAUGUCCGCUCAGUUGCCGGUUGAGACUAUAAACACUGGAGAUGAGCUAGAAUUCGGAACACUUGAUUUGAAUUAUGAUAAAAUGGAAACAUCUAAGAAAGUUGUGAAUCAGCUAGAAAACCGACUCAGCGUCAAAGAUAUAAUGAAAAUACAGAAGGUGUUCAUGCAACCAAAUGUUGAAGAAUUUGUUCCACUUAAUAGAAAGAGCUUCAUUGACAAUAUGUUCACAGCUCUUGGAUAUGACAUUGAAGAAGAGUAUGGAGACCUUUUUGACAGAAUUGAUGUAGCACGAGAUGGCUUUGUUGACUGGAACAAAGUAACAACAUUCAUGCUGUUAGAACUUUACGAAAACGAAGACAGAACAAAGUCUUCACUUGUUCCUCAGUGGAAAGAAAUCAAAUUUCUUCCAACGCACCAUAAGGAACCUAUUCAAAGCAUAGCCUACCUGAAGAAUUCACAUCGCUACCUGAGUUUGAGUAAAGAAGGUUGGAUGAAUGUUUGGGGUGAGAAUUUGAAGCUACAGCAAACUUUACGAGUUACCACAGAUUCUGUAAGAUUGCGGGAUCUCUGGGUUACAAGUAUGGUCUCUUUGACAAAUGUAAAUAAGGUGGCAGUUGCAUUUACAAGUAAGGAGAUUUGCUUUUAUGACCUUAAUUCCAAAGAUGAAUUUUUCUGUCAAUAUAAACUUCAUGGAAUAUACAACACACUGAUUUCCAUGCACUAUUGGUUUAACGCAGAUGAUGGAAAUCAAGCAGUUCUCACCUUUGGAGACGUUUGUGGGGAGGUCAAUGCUAUUUGCUUUACUACAGCAUUAAUUUCACUUUUUGAAAGACCAACCAAUUCAACUGAUGAGCAAGAGGCCACUGUAACUAUUACUUGGCAAGAGUUGUUUGAAGGAAACCACAAGUGCUGUUUCACUUUACAACACAAAGGACACAAUAAGGAAUGGGUCAGACAAGUAAGUUACUGUUCUAAUUUGGAAGCUUUCAUCUCCUGUGCUACAUCUAACCUGAAUACAUUAGUAUUGGGCUGGAAAGAAAAAGGAACAACCCCAAUGAAAACCACAUCUUUCCAUGUUAAUGAAGGUGUUAAUGCAUUUGAUUACCAUCCUGGACUUAACUUAAUUGCUUCGGCAGCUGUAAAUCAUCGGGUCUACCUUUGGAACCCUUACAUGUCUAAACCCACUGGAAUUUUACGAGGUCAUCUUGCUAGCGUAAUAGGAGUUCAGUUUAAUAGUACACGAAGACAACUCUUCAGUUUUUCCAAGGAUAAGGUUUUACGAAUUUGGGACUUGCAAAAUCAACUAUGUAUCCAGAGGCUUGCUGGAAUAUUUCCAAAGUGCUUGGAAUUCCAAACUAUUCUGUACUUUAAUGAAACCAAUGGCCAACUCUUCACCACUUUCAACAAUCAACUGACUUUGUUGGAGAUGAAGCAAGAGAAUAGUGAAUGUGUGAAAAGUCAUGAAAAAUCCGUUACUUGCGUGCUUUAUAAUUCUCUGUUCAAGCAGGUUAUCAGUUCAGACAUUGGAUCUACUGUGAUAGUGUGGAUGAUUGAAACUGGUCAAAAAGUAAAGCAAUUUACUGGGUGCCAUGGCAAUUCUGAGAUUACUACAAUGGCACUAGAUGCCUCUGAAACCAAAUUUUUCACUGCAAGUGUAGAUGGAACAGUGAAGAUUUGGGAUUUCAAUGGCCAUUGCCAUCAUAAACUGAAUGCAGGAAGGGAUCAAGCAGCUGAUAUCUCCCAGAUCCUGAUAUUACGAAGAAGUAUUCUGGUAUUAGGCUGGGAAAGAAUAAUUACUGUCUUCAGAACCGACACACUUACUGAAUUUGUUGUUCAGCCUUCAGAAUGGAAAGGGAAAGCCCAGCAUCAAAAUGACAUCCUUUGUGCAGCAUUCUUACCACCUCAAACCCUUGUAACAGGCAGUUAUGACGGGGAGAUUGUAGUAUGGAAUAAUAAUUCUGAAAAAGUAUCGUCUAGAUUUCACCCAUGCUUGAAGAGAGCUCUGAAAUCCGAAUCAGACAAUCAACGACACGAGCUGGAAGAACCUCAAGCUCUUGAUAAUUUUUCUACAGUUACAAACAGAUAUUCAUUAUUUAAUGCUGACAACAAGGAUGAUGAAUUCAACUACAUAGUUUCAAGACUAUUCUUUCUUGAAGGCAGGAAGAACGCCUCUAGUACGGGUGGUGCAAACCUUAUAGCCUGUGGUGGUUGUGGAAUUGUUCGCUUUUGGAAUACCUUUAAAAGCCUCCUACUGGCUGAGUUUGAAGCCCAUGUCAAUGCAGCAUCCAUUAUUAUGACAGUUGAUAAAAAAAAUGACUAUCUUAUUACUGGAGAUAUGAAUGGCCGUAUUAAAGUUUGGAACAUACAGGAAUACUGUUUGUGUUCCAGUGACAAAGUAAUCAGUGAAGUUCCACCAAUGGUGGUAGCAACACAACCUCAUAACGAUUGUAUCAGUCAUCUUGAAACCUGUGUGCAGGAUGGCCGUUUGCUUAUUCUUUCAGCGUCUGCUGACUGCAGUAUUGUUUUAAGUGAUGUUACUGGAUCAGUGAUUGGUGUAUUUGGACAGGAUGAACAUUGGCGAAUUGGUGAGUGUUCACCUCCCUCUGUUACAAAGAUACCAGUCAAAACACUCAAAUUUGAGAAGAUCAUGGCUCAGAAGCAUGUGAGCAGAGAAGAACAUCUGGUAGUUUCGAAACACAGCAUCCCCGUUGCUGAGGAGGAAAUUGACCAUGAGAGCAGGUUGAACAUAUGGAAAAGUACAAUUUUAGGCAACAUUUUUAGAGAAAACAGAAUCCAAAAGAAACCUAGACCACGGUUGUCUGCUUGGGGAAAGUUGCGAAGCCCUAUUGGAACAUUUAGCUGCCUACAAAUGGAAGACUUGGAGAAAAUCACUGAUAUACCAAAACCUGACUUUCUGCAGAAUCCCAACGAAUACUUUGAUGUAAAUUUGGAGGCAGCUGACAAUGAGAAGUUGAUGUUUCCUACAUUUUCUGACACACUAAAAGUAGCUUUUGAUGAGAAAAGCCUGUUUCCUGAAGAAAUACUGGGUUGUGAGCACAAAGUGAAGCUUUUGGAUGAACAGAAUUUAAAUGGAGGCAAAGCUGCACUAAAAAAGAAUACUUCAUGUGUGAAGUUGAGAUCACCACAAAGGACCAUUGCAGGAAUCAAGCUGAGAAAACAGCUUGAUAAUUCCAUCCAGAAAUAAGCAGUUUGACUUACAAGGAAGAAGAAUUUAUGGAAAUUGAUUUCUUAAAAUUCAAAACAGUUUACAAUGAAGCAAAAGUUGCCAGUUAAUGAAUUGAGUGAAUUGAAAUGUGCUUCAGCAAAGCCAUAAUCGUUUAAAUUAUGCACAAACAGCCUGUUUUAUUAUUGUACAGCAUGAGCAAAUUAUUCUGAUAUUAUGUCUCAAACAUUGCUCACUUUAAAGUAAUAAUGGGUGUGAAAGGAAAAUUGGUUUAUUUUUAAGAGUUUCUUGCUAUUUGCACUUGCACAGCAUAUUUACUAGAAGAUACUACAGGCAAAGGUCAAUCAGUAGUAAAAUAGGCAUAUGAUUUUCCUCCUUUUCGAUUCCUGUUGCCUUGGAAAUAUUUUGUUGCAUUUCAAGAUUUCCAGUUAUCAUUUCUUUCCAUUUGUUAAAUUGCUUAAGUUGCAUUCUUGGUUGCUGCAAGCAAGGUUCUCUGGAUGGAAUUUUUGUGAGGGUUCAAAUGAAGCUAUAGAAUUUAGAUAAUGAAGAUAACUUCAUAAAGGAUGAAAGAGACAAGGUAUUAUUACCCACCAAAUGAGAUGGUAUUACUAAAGGGGUACAAAAGUAUGUUACCAAUAAUGUCACAAUAGUUGAUAGACUUACUGAUCAUCAUAAUCAUGGAACAAAAUACUUUUGAAAACAGUGACAAUACUAAUUUGACUGUUUGAUGAACAACAUUAUAGAUUUUCAUUAUGUGUAAGUGCAAUCACAAAAUUUACAUGUUUUAACAUUCUGCACCAAAUUACUUUGGCACAUUAAAGUUUAUUAAAUCAAUGUAUUGGUAUCAUCACAGUUGCUGUUUGCAGCUUGCCUGCAUUCAACAAAUGGAAUUCAGUUGUAUCAUUACAGGUGCCCUUGAAAUCAUGCAAACAUGUUACUUGGUUUAAUAUUUUGCCAACAUUACUAUCAACUUUACUGCCAAUUACACACUUGGUAGAUUAUAGCGCUUUUAGUGUUGUGGAGUGUUUCUGGAUACCUUGGACAGAAUAAAUUUACAGAAAUCAGCAAUUAUGCGUUUUCGCUCAUGUAUGUAUAAAAUAUUUCUGUAUGUGAGAAUUUUGUAAUCUGUACCUAUUCUGUUAAAUACGUAAUGACGAAGUGUUUAGUUUUAAUAAAAUUUGUGUUUACUACUCUGAAUCUAGUGUGUAAAAAAUUUCUAAAACAGGUUCAGCUCCACAUCUACUCAGUGCAAAGUGGGUCUGUGACUAUCUGAAAUUAAAACAAUAUGCCAUGUAGCCAACCACUGUACAAAUGACAUGCA
This is a messenger RNA of Stegostoma tigrinum, 4656 nucleotides long. RefSeq names its product WD repeat-containing protein 49-like. Gene Ontology annotation, molecular function: calcium ion binding; protein binding. Bases 153 to 3356 code for a protein of 1067 amino acids. The transcript has 20 exons. The record is from RefSeq and is a predicted model, not a curated record. NCBI's taxonomy places the organism in Eukaryota, Metazoa, Chordata, Chondrichthyes, Orectolobiformes, Stegostomatidae.